AUGUUACCAAACCUUAGAAAUGAACGGAUUCAUCUGAGAUUCCAGGACUUUAAAUCUGUUUCAAACUACAAUUCUGCAUUGUACGAAAUUACUGCACAAUUACAGUUAUGCGGUGACAUGGUCACAGAAGAGUCUAAACUGGAGAAAACUUUCACGGAACAAAAUAAUGAACUGCUGGUGAAAAAUCAUGAAUCUUGUCCUUGUGGUUCUGCUCUUGUGCCAGAAGUAAAUGAAACAUCUUACUGUAGACAUGGACGCGACUCUAGUAAACGUGGUUCUCGUGGAAAAAAGAAUAAACGUGGAGGUCGAAAGAACAAAAAUACCAGUGGUGAUCCGUAUAAAAAGGAACAUGAUACGGAUGCGAAACAAAAUGAAAAGAAGAAGGCAGCAAAAACAGAGAUGAAUCUAGCUGAAGCUAGUGUUUCCACCAAAUCUCCAAAGCUAGAUGUUGCUAGCUAUUUGGUUGAUCUGGAAGACACUAAGUACGAAACUGAUUUCGAUCAGUUUGCUAAUGGUUUAUUUAGUGUAAAUUAA
Messenger RNA from Papaver somniferum (opium poppy), 534 nucleotides. RefSeq lists its product as uncharacterized. The record is from RefSeq and is a predicted model, not a curated record. The transcript has 3 exons. NCBI's taxonomy places the organism in Eukaryota, Viridiplantae, Streptophyta, Magnoliopsida, Ranunculales, Papaveraceae. Bases 1 to 534 code for a protein of 177 amino acids.